Durusdinium trenchii is the source of this 1409-nucleotide messenger RNA. Lineage: Eukaryota; Dinophyceae; Suessiales; Symbiodiniaceae. The record is from the annotation of a GenBank genome assembly.
GACCUUUGCCGGAAAGGAUGCCACUGAGGAGUUCAACAUGAUCCAUCCCCCUGAUGUCAUUGGGAAGUAUGCUCCUGACUCCGUGAUUGGGAAUGUCGGCAGCGGUGUCGCUGUGGCUGGUGGUGCUGCACCAAAAGCCGGAGGUGCUCCAGCAAGGAAGGACAAGGGCGGUGCCUUGUCGAACCACCAUGCUUGGGGACAUUUGGAUGGCGCUGCCACCAACUGGCGAGUGGAUUUGGACGAGAAUCCAGGUGUGUUCAUUCUCAACAUCAAGUCUUACUUCAAUGCAACGUGGUUCCUCGUCCUGGCCAUCUUGUACGAAGUCUGCGCCACCAUUUUUUCUGCAAAGAACAUCAAGAUCUCCAAUGACCGUCUGGGACUGACACGUAGUGCAAUCUUGCUGAUCCUUUUCAUUGUGAUCCAUGCUGUUGGCAAUCUUCACGUCUUCAAAGGCCCAGAUGACUUCAACGGGUAUGGUUACUUCUAUGUGAGGCUGUACUGGACAGGUUUCGGGCUCCCUGCCAACAUCGUCGAGGAGUACAUCCUGUUGUCAGUGUUGCUGCACGUCUUUGUUGGCUUGAAGCGAACGUGGGACAUGAAGCUUGCCUUGGUCAGCACCCAGGGAAUCAACGUGCUGAAUCUUGCCAUUUCUGGCUUGAUGCUCCUGACUUUCAUGACCAUUCACUUGUUCCAAUUCCGAUUCGGUGACACAGAUCAGUUUGGCCCAUACUACAUUCGCCCACCUCCUUAUUUGAUCAACUUCUGGGGUAUUUUGAGCUUGAACCUCUUCUGGACAGAUGCUGACUACGUAACACCAGUUGGUGUUCGAGACAUUUACGCACUAGAGUUUCAGAUCUUCAAGAAUCCUCUGUGGUCCAUGUUCUACAUUUUCUCCGUGGGUGUCUUCAUGGUCCACGCGUGCUUGGGCUGGAAGAAAGUGACGCCUGUGUUGGGCAUUCCCAGAGGACACAUUUGGCGAGUAGAGAUCAUUGGUUACGCCAUCAUGAUCGUCAUGGGACUGGUUUACAUUUCUUUCCCGGUGUACGUUAUGAUGACGAAGCCCUUCAGCGGCUAUGAGGACAGCAUCCAGACCCCCGGAAGAAUUGAACAGUAGCUGGAAGACAGAUUGGUUUUCAUGCUUUGAUACCAAGCCGUGGCUAGAACUGGACCCUGAAGCACCCAAGGAGCCCUUUGGGACAUUGGGUCAGAUCCUGACUUACUGAGAGCUGCCUUUCAAGCAGAGCUUUUCCAAGUUCGCUCUCUGCAUAGAUUUCCAACAAUUACAGCUGAUCCUGGCAAUGCCAUUUUGCCGACUGGACUAGCUGCCUGCAAUCCAUAGACGUUUUUCUUACGGUGAGUCAGUAGUCACUACAGCCCAACACUCACUUCUCGUGUUGUCAUGAGACAAA